Messenger RNA from Salvelinus namaycush (lake trout), 810 nucleotides. RefSeq names its product high choriolytic enzyme 1-like. Gene Ontology annotation, molecular function: metalloendopeptidase activity; zinc ion binding. The coding region runs from base 1 to 810 and encodes 269 amino acids. The record is from RefSeq and is a predicted model, not a curated record. The transcript has a single exon. Gene Ontology annotation, biological process: proteolysis. NCBI's taxonomy places the organism in Eukaryota, Metazoa, Chordata, Actinopteri, Salmoniformes, Salmonidae.
AUGGCCUACCUUCUUUCUCUCUCCUUCUUCCUCCUCUUCCUAGGACUCACACAGGCCCACCCUCUCCAGCUUGAUGAGAAGGAUGAGAUGGUCUUCACAGAAGACCCAGAUGAUCUGGUGGACAUCACCACCAGGAUCCUGGAGACCAACAAUGGCACCACAGAGACGCUGAUGGAAGGAGACGUCAUGGUCCCCAGGACCAGGACCGCCAUCAGGUGCUUGUGGUCCAACGAAUGCCUCUGGGAGAGGAAGAAGUCAGAGAACCUCGUCACGGUUCCUUACACGCUCAGCUCAGAUUUUGACUCUCAUUCCCAGGGGAAGAUCAAGUACGCCAUGAACACCUUCCACACCAAGACCUGCGUGCGCUUCGUCCAACGUAGCAACCAGAGGGACUACCUUAGCAUCGAAAGCAGAUCCGGCUGUUCUUCAUGGGUUGGCAAAACCGGAGGGAAGCAGCUCGUAUCCCUGGAAAAAAGAGGGUGUGUUUACCACGGUACCAUCCAGCACGAGCUGCUCCACGCUCUGGGUUUCUACCACGAACAGAACAGGAGUGACCGCGACAAGUACAUCAGGAUCAACUGGGAGUAUGUUGAACGCGGGGAGGAGCCCAACUUUGACAAAGAGGACACCGACAACCUGGACAUUCCUUAUGACUACUCCUCCGUCAUGCAUUAUAAUAGAUGGUCCUUCAGCACUGUGUAUAGAAAGGAGACGAUCACUCCUAUUCCUGAUGCCACUGUGUCCAUCGGACAGAGCUUGGAGAUGUCUGCGAUCGACGUUCAGAGGGUUAACAAGCUCUACAGGUGUUAA